Messenger RNA from Miniopterus natalensis, 5137 nucleotides. NCBI's taxonomy places the organism in Eukaryota, Metazoa, Chordata, Mammalia, Chiroptera, Miniopteridae. The record is from RefSeq and is a predicted model, not a curated record.
GAUCAAACCCACAACCUUGGCAUAUCAGGAUGAUGUUCUAACCAAUUGAGCAACCUGGCCAGGGCUGGUUUGAUUUUUAGAUUACCUGCCGUGGGUGCACUUUUGUAAGACUACUUAAGUUUACUAUGCAUUAAAAAAAAAAAAAAAGAAAGAAAUUUUCACAUAUGUAUGAAUGAAUUCCAGUUACCCAUCCCCUAGCUUUAACAGCUAUCAACAUUUUGCAGUCUUCUUUCAUACUUCUCUACUCCCUGCCUCACUGGAGUAUUUAAGAACAAAUAUCAGGCAUGUACUUCCAAUCAUAAAAUUUUCUUAAACGUGUAUCUAGCUGGUAGACAUUCUUUUCAAACAACCACAAUAUCACUUGUCCCUAACUGAAUAGUGAUAAUUCUUUACUAAAGGGUGCAAUUUUGGAUGCUUGUCUCUCAGUACUAAGCCUCCGCAGCAGCCUGCUGAUGUAGAUCCAGCUUCACGCUUUCCUUAGGUUGACUUACUCACUUUUCACAAUCUUCCUGCAGAGGGAGAGGGGCUGCUUCUAUGUUGCAGGUAUAGAAGGAAACUAAAGAAACUUCCAGACCACACAGGUAGUGGCUGAGUAGGCAGGGUUUCAGGCCCGAGUCUGUGCAGAAGCUCCCACUUGGUGAUGAAAGAGUGGCUUAUCAAGGGCCCAUGCACAGCCGGCAGCUGAGCCCAGAGAAUGGUCCUCUACUCUUUCCUUCCCUGUUUGUCCCUACCCAUGAAGCCUGACCCCACCUGUUGUCUUCCUGGUGCUGCAGGGGCAUUGCCUCCCAUUCUAUCCUUAGAUUUUCAAGUUCUUCGGAACCUUAAAAAAUUUUUUUUACAUAGUAUCAAGUUUGGAUUGUAUCCCUUUUUUUUAUUAUUGAUUUUAGAGGGAAAGGAAGUGGGGACAUCAGUCUCUCGCCUCCCAUACCCCCCAACCUAGGUAUGUGCCCUGACUGGAAAUCGAACCCACAACCCUUGGGUGCAUGGGAUGAUGCUCCAACUGAGACACACCGGCCAGGGUAGAACCUUUACAUUUUCAGUUCAAUUGCUGAGUAGUUGUGGGAAUUCUUGUUUUGGCCAGUCAUGUCAACGUUUAUCCUAAAAGUGGAUGCCUUUCUAGGAUGAACCUGCUGCCCAGUCUGGUGACUGGCUUAGAUUGACGGAGCUGUUAGGUGAUUGCAUGCACUGGGUGUAUUCAUCUAUUCCAUAUUGUACUGAAGGGUUUUUUGUUGUUGUUGCUUACUCAUUUGGGAGAUUUCAAGGUGGACCAGACUGUUUACACGGAGUGGGAGUUGAGUCCAAAAUUGUAAUUAUAGCUGUGUUUGUCCUGAAGACUUCGGUUGUGUGUUUCAGUUGUCUCAGCCUCUCCGAGGAUGAACCCACAUGUCUGUCCAUGUGGUGCAGUGAUCACAUCUAUCUGAUGUUUCAGAAGGUUCUUGUCUUUCCAGUUUAUAGGAACCUUUUGGAAUUGUGUCUCCUUUUUCAUCUCUUCAUUACCCCUAAGGACCAAAGUCCCUCUUUUCCUUUAUAUUUGUAAAAAUUGACAUAUUUUAUAUAAGAAAUAAUGAAAGAUGAUAGAAAAAGUAAAACUCAUCUGAGUGAGGCCUGAAGUGAGAUUGGCUUCUAGAAACCAGCUGUUUUCAUUUUUAGGGAACUUUGUAAUUAGUUGUACCUUGGCUUAACAGUGGUUACUUGGAAAUAAAGAUGUGUCCUGCUCUGUUAAUGGGGCUUCUUAAUGAGGCCGAACUGCUAAAAUUCAUACAUCUAUGAAAUUUGAAACUAAAAAGAUUUUCUGGUCUUAUAGAUAGCUGAAGUAUUGAUAACACCAAGGAAAUCUGUCACAAUUUGAAAAGAUAAGCAAAAUUUGAUUUCCAGACACUACAGAAAAAGAAGUAAAAAUGCGUCCAUUGCGAAUUUUUGUGAAUGAUGAUCGCCACGUGAUGGCAAAGCAUUCUUCCGUUUAUCCAACGCAAGAGGAACUGGAGGCAGUCCAGAACAUGGUGUCCCACACAGAACGGGCUCUCAAAGCUGUGUCUGACUGGAUUGAUGAGCAGGAGAAAGGCAGCAGCGAACAUGCCGAGUCCGAGAACUUGGAUAUGCCCCCAGAGGAUGAGACCAAAGAAGGGGCUGGGGAACAGAAGACAGAGCAUAUGACCAGAACCCUGCGAGGCGUGAUGCGCGUUGGCCUUGUGGCGAAGGGCCUGCUGCUCAAGGGGGACUUGGACCUGGAGCUGGUGCUGCUAUGCAAGGAGAAACCCACGACUGCCCUCCUGGACAAGGUGGCUGACAACCUGGCCAUCCAGCUCACUGCUGUUACAGAAGACAAGUACGAAAUACUCCAAUCUGUCGAUGAUGCUGCGAUAGUGAUAAAAAACACAAAAGAGCCUCCAUUGUCCCUGACCAUCCACCUGACAUCCCCUGUUGUCCGAGAAGAAAUGGAGAAAGUAUUAGCUGGAGAAACGCUAUCAGUCAACGACCCCCCGGACGUCCUGGACAGGCAGAAAUGCCUUGCUGCCUUGGCGUCCCUCCGACACGCCAAGUGGUUCCAGGCCAGAGCCAAUGGGCUGAAGUCUUGUGUUAUUGUCAUCCGGGUCCUGAGGGACCUGUGCACCCGUGUGCCCACCUGGGGUCCUCUAAGAGGAUGGCCCCUUGAGCUUCUGUGUGAGAAGUCCAUCGGCACAGCCAACAGACCCAUGGGUGCUGGCGAGGCGCUGCGGAGAGUGCUGGAGUGCCUGGCGUCAGGCAUCGUGAUGCCAGAUGGUUCUGGCAUUUAUGACCCUUGUGAAAAAGAAGCCACUGAUGCUAUUGGGCAUCUAGACAGACAGCAACGGGAAGAUAUCACACAGAGUGCGCAGCAUGCUCUGCGACUUGCUGCAUUUGGUCAGCUGCAUAAAGUCCUGGGUAUGGACCCUCUGCCUUCUAAGAUGCCCAAAAAACCAAAGAAUGAAAACCCAGUAGACUACACCGUUCAAAUCCCCCCCAGUACCACCUACGCCAUUACGCCAAUGAAACGCCCGAUGGAGGAGGAUGGAGAGGAAAAGUCCCCCAGCAAAAAGAAGAAGAAGAUUCAGAAGAAAGAGGAGAAGGCAGAGCCUCCCCAGGCUAUGAAUGCCCUGAUGAGGCUGAACCAGCUGAAGCCCGGGCUGCAGUAUAAACUGGUUUCCCAGGCGGGGCCGGUCCACGCCCCCAUCUUCACCAUGUCUGUGGAAGUAGAUGGCAGUUCAUUCGAGGCCUCCGGACCAUCCAAAAAGACUGCCAAGCUACAUGUGGCUGUUAAGGUGUUACAGGACAUGGGCUUGCCUACGGGUGCUGAAGGCAGAGACUCCAGUAAGGGGGAGGACUCAGCUGAGGAGACGGAGGCCAAGCCAGCAGUCGUGGCCCCUCCACCUGUGGUAGAAACCGCUUCGACCCCCAGUGCUGCCUUUACUUCAGAUCCCACUGCCGAGAACGUAAAACAGCAGGGGCCGAUCCUGACCAAACAUGGCAAGAACCCUGUCAUGGAGCUUAAUGAGAAGAGGCGUGGCCUCAAGUAUGAGCUCAUCUCAGAGACUGGUGGCAGCCAUGACAAGCGCUUUGUCAUGGAGGUCGAGGUAGAUGGACAGAAGUUUCAAGGUGCUGGCUCAAACAAAAAGGUAGCAAAAGCAUAUGCUGCCCUUGCUGCACUAGAAAAACUGUUCCCUGAUGCCCCUCUUGCCCUUGAAGCCAAUAAGAAGAAGAGAACGCCUGUGCCUGUCAGAGGGGGACCGAAAUUUGCUGCUAAGCCUCAUAACCCUGGCUUUGGCAUGGGAGGCCCCAUGCACAACGAAGUGCCCCCGCCCCCAAACCUUCGAGGGCGGGGAAGAGGAGGGAACAUCCGUGGUCGAGGGAGAGGGAGAGGAUUUGGUGGCGCCAACCAUGGAGGCUACAUGAAUGCUGGCGCUGGAUAUGGCAGCUAUGGGUACGGAGGCAACUCGGCUACAGCUGGCUACAGUCAGUUCUACAGCAAUGGAGGGCAUUCUGGGAAUGCUGGCGGUGGCGGCGGCGGGGGCGGUGGUGGCUCCUCUGGCUACGGCUCCUACUACCAAGGCGACAACUACAACUCCCCAGUGCCCCCGAAACAUGCCGGGAAGAAACAGCCACAUGGGGGCCAGCAGAAGCCCUCCUACGGCUCAGGCUACCAGUCCCACCCAGGCCAGCAGCAGUCCUACAACCAGAGCCAGUACAGCAACUAUGGCCCCCCACAGGGCAAGCAGAAAGGCUAUAGCCACGGCCAAGGCAACUACUCCUACUCCAACUCCUACAGCUCCCCCGGGGGCGGGGGCGGCUCCGACUACAGCUACGAGAGCAAAUUCAACUACAGUGGUAGUGGAGGCCGAAGCAGCGGAAACAGCUACGGCUCAGGCGGGUCAUCCUACAACCCAGGGUCACAUGGGGGCUACGGAGGAGGUUCUGGGGGCAGCUCCUACCAAGGCAAACAAGGAGGCUACUCGUCACAGUCGAACUACAACUCCCCGGGGUCCAGCCAGAAUUACAGCGGCCCUCCCAGCUCUUAUCAGUCAUCACAGGGAGGCUACGGCAGGAACGCAGACCACAGCAUGAACUACCAGUACAGAUAAAGCCCUGAGGGUGAAGAUUUGUACCUUCUGCACUUACCCCUCCUCGUUGUAAGAAUUCAGUUUUAUGCAUCACAGUUAACAUGUCUGCGGCCCCUCUGGGUCCUCUUGCCCUACCCCGUCCACGUUGCUGUGUUGUGAGGUGCAGCUGGUCACUCUGUGACCCGUUCUGUGACCCAUAUUUAGCCGUGUUUGGGACUCCACGUCUUCAGUGGUUUGUUAGUUGCCAUUACAACUUUGUCCGAGUAGAGUUUUCUGAGUUCUUACAGUUCAGUAUCCCUCUGUCUAUUUACAAUUGGUGUUAGUGUUAACUCAGUUUGUCUUGAAAUAGUUACAGAAGGGAUACCUCAUCUGUUAAUGCUUUUGUGAAGUGAGUUAAACGAGCUUUCUGUAUUUUAAUGCUUUAGUGUUUCAGUUUUAUAAGUGAAGAUUUUAUUUUAAAAAACCGUGGGAAAGAGUGGGGUUUUUUUGUAUGUCUGGAUCAUUCAGGCAGUACAUUUGAAUUCAGCUGAAUGUAGACAAAUAAAGAAAAAGAAAGAAAACUG